Molecule: messenger RNA, 1324 nt
Organism: Hyla sarda
Lineage: Eukaryota; Metazoa; Chordata; Amphibia; Anura; Hylidae
Product: gastrula zinc finger protein XlCGF8.2DB-like
Exons: 2
Coding region: 106-1218 (370 amino acids)
Biological process (GO): regulation of transcription by RNA polymerase II
Molecular function (GO): DNA-binding transcription factor activity; RNA polymerase II cis-regulatory region sequence-specific DNA binding
Source: RefSeq, a predicted model, not a curated record
CUCCGUGACUCCAGCCGCAGCAGGGCUUCCACCGCAGCUCCACAGCAUUCCCCGGCAACAGCCACGGGCGCCCGCACCAGCCGGUCUCACAGCUCGCCGUCCAGGAUGUCGCACACUGCACCUCCCGACUCCCCUGCACCACCGGAGUACUCUGCAGAUUCUUGUAGCAGGAGAUCAGAGGAGAAUCUUAUAUCUUCAGAUUAUAAAGCAGAUGAUGAUAUCACACAAGAUACAUAUGAAGAACAUUCCAUUAUCCCAGAUACACCCUCAGCCCUUCACAGCCAAGAUCUGUCAUCUCAUCCUUAUAUACAGGUCCUGUCUUCUCACUCAUCACAGGAUGUUCAGCAAAAUAAGGAGAAGCUAUUUUCAUGUUCAGCAUGUUGGCAAUGUUUUAUUAAGAAGUCCGAUCUUGUUAAACAUCAAAGAACUCACUCAGGGGAGAAGCCAUUUUUAUGUUCAGAAUGUGGGAAAUGUUUUACUCAGAAAUCAGAUCUUGUUAAACAUCAAAGAACUCACACAGGAGAGAAGCCAUUUUCAUGUGCUGAAUGUGGGAAAUGUUUUACCGAGAAGUCAAAUCUUUCUAAGCAUCAAAGAACUCACACAGGGGAGAAGCUAUUUUCGUGUUUAGAAUGUGGGAAAGGUUUUUCUCAGAAAUCAGAUCAUAUUAAACAUCAAAGAACUCACACAGGGGAGAAGCCAUUUGCAUGUGUAGAAUGUGGGAGAUGUUUUACUCAGCAAUCAAGUCUUCUUCAACAUCAAAAAAUUCACACAGGAGAGAAGCCAUUUACAUGUUCACUUUGUGGGAAAUGUUUUAGUCAAAAAUCAGACCUUGUUAAACAUCAAAGAACUCACACAGGGGAGAAGCCAUUUCCAUGUGCAGAAUGUGGGAAAUGUUUUACUGAGAAAUCACAUCUUGUUACACAUCAAAGAACUCACACAGGAGAGAAGCCAUUUUCAUGUGCAGAAUGUGGGAAAUGUUUUAUUGAAAAAUCUAAUCUUGUUAAACAUCAAAAAAUUCACUUAGGGGAGAAGCCAUUUUCAUGUGCAGAAUGUGGGAAACGUUUUAUUGAGAAAUCCAAUCUUGUUCAACAUCAAAAAACUCACACUGGGGAGAAGCUGUUUUCAUGCUCAGAAUGUGGGAAAUGUUUUAUUGAGAGGUCAACGCUUAUUAGACAUCUAAGAAUUCACACAGGAGAGAAGCCAAUUCAGAGCACUUAAUGAUGCAGAUAACACAUCUAUAUAUUCACCAUGUACAUAGGAUAUCUGACAUUUAUACAUAUAUCAUAUACUGCAUCUCCAAACUUGUUCCCAAUUGUUAAUAAAA